CAGAAACGCUUAGUUGCUUUACAGCCGCUAAACCUUAAACAAGUGAAGCGUUAAAUAACAUAAAAGGAAAUAUUUUUGUCCCCAUAAAGGGAAAAAAGAAGAAAAGUGAAAUAAAAGAAGCAUUGAAAAUUCAUGUACCACCGAUUUAAAUGAAAGAAGCAAAGUGAAAUCGUGAACAAAGAAGUGCCUUUGAGCUACAAAAGAAAAGUUAAAUUCAAAAUAAAUCUUUGUGUAUAUCCCUGAUGAGAAAUAUUAAAACUUAUAGCAUUGUAAAAUAUUAACUUCCUGUUUUAAAUAAACAAAAAAAAAGUUUAUAACCAACCUGCUAUAAAUAUGCCGGCAGAAAUCUGCACACAACAAUACAUCGAACCAAGAGCAACUGCUCCUUUGGCCACUGUUGCAGCAGCCCCAGACGCUGUAAACGAAAAAAACUCCCUUCCCCCAUCGCCCAGCGAAAGUAAAAAGUCAUUCAACAUGAACAAACUCUGCCGUCAAGUGUCAAUUGAGUCGCCUGGAGCUCAGGUUAAAAAUUGCGUCUUCAAUUUCUUUGUACCCAUCGAAGAUACCCCAGAACAUGGGGCCCGCAUCAAAAUUGUUUGCGCUGGUGCCUGUUAUCGUCGCCGUGAUCGUUCCGCCUCUAUUACGAGCAUGUCAUCGGUAUCCUCGGAUUUGAGUGAUUAUUGUCCCUCAAUUACAUCACAAUCUUCACCCGCCCAUGCGGGCGUACGUGAAGGUUCAUUCUUUCCCGGUUUCGAAGUGGCAGGAGUAAUUGAAUCGCUGGGCAGUAAAGUGACAGAGGAAAAUAAUUCUGGUCUACGCAUUGGACAACGCGUCAUUGUCUAUCCCUUCGAUGAGGCUCCUGCAGGUUAUGCUGAGUUGCUUGUUGUGCCAGAUUUGAAAUAUGUUGUACCCAUACCAGAUUCUUUGCCCAUCACUGUGGCCGCUAUGUUACCCACUGGCGCCCUAUUGGCCAUGAAUGCAGUCUUCAAGGCCCAAGAAGUUGUUACGGAAAUGUUGAAAAAACGCCCAACUGAGGAAGCCAAUAAGAAAUGCAAGAUUUUAAUUGUAGGCACUGGAGGUUUGGCUUUGUGGGCCGUUCGCAUUGCUUCGUAUCAUUUUGCCUCGACUGGGGCCAAUAAUUAUAUAGAUGUAACUGUGGCAAGUCUACGAGAUGAGGGUUUCCGUUUGGCCACAGAGAUCAAAAAUGUCAGUGUUGUUCAGUGGAACGAAUGUCUCUAUGAGCCCCAACUUAUUGAACGCACCAAAAAUGUCUGCGGUGGUCCUGUGGAUGUUGUCAUUGAUUUUGGCACCACCUCACGCAGUCUUCAUCGUUCCAUGCACUGUCUCAACAAGGGUGGGGUUGUUUUAAUCAGCGAUGAAGUGGCCGAGAAACUAUUACCAAAGUUCUCACGUCUCUCCGUGGAAUAUCAACAACAGAUUAUACCAAUCUCGACAGGCACAGUAGAGCAAUUGCGAGAACUUGUCGAUUUGGUAGCAGAUAAGAAAAUCGAACCACCUCCACAUUCGGUUUUCCCUUGCGAACAAGCAGCUGAAGUUAUACAGAAGCUAUGCAACUCAGAAAUUCCAGGACGUGCUAUUCUGCGUUUUCACGAUGUGGAAUAGAUUGGACAUAUGUAGGAACAUUUUUGUUAUAAUGAAAAAAAAAAUGGAAAACAUUUUAAAGUAUUGUCAGGUUUAAGAACAAAUUUUUAAAAUUACAAGGACAUACAAAACAACCAUGAAGAGAAACAACAAACUCCUUGGAAAUCAUACACCCACAUGCAUAAAUUUAUACAGAACAUAUUUUUGAAUACAAAAAAUCCCCUUCUCAUUAGAUAUAAAAAAAACUAUUUAAGGGCAGGGUACACUUAAGAAUGUAGUGACGAGGAUUCAUUUUGGUUUCAGGGAAUUCAAAUGCAAGACCAUAGUUACGUAACUUGCCAAAAACCAAAAGUUGAAAGGUCGAAUGAAAAAUUGAAGUUGUUAAAAAAAGCUCGAUUAAAAAUGCAACAAA
Molecule: messenger RNA, 2014 nt
Organism: Stomoxys calcitrans (stable fly)
Lineage: Eukaryota; Metazoa; Arthropoda; Insecta; Diptera; Muscidae
Gene: Drat
Product: quinone oxidoreductase
Exons: 3
Coding region: 334-1623 (429 amino acids)
Biological process (GO): alcohol metabolic process
Molecular function (GO): alcohol dehydrogenase (NADP+) activity
Source: RefSeq, a predicted model, not a curated record